Cyanidioschyzon merolae strain 10D is the source of this 288-nucleotide messenger RNA. RefSeq lists its product as hypothetical. The transcript has a single exon. Lineage: Eukaryota; Rhodophyta; Bangiophyceae; Cyanidiales; Cyanidiaceae. The record is from RefSeq and is a predicted model, not a curated record. The coding region runs from base 1 to 288 and encodes 95 amino acids.
AUGCACCGACAUGCGCGCUCAUGCUCUGCAGGCGAACCGGGUGCUUUCGCUCUGCCGCCUGGUGCACACGCGACGCGUCGCGUAGGAGGCAGCGCCCGGCCGACUCCCGAAGCUUCGCAAUCCUACCUGCUUCGACUCGAGCACGUCCAUCUGUCGAUACCCGGAAGCGAACGGCUUCUCCUCAGAGACCUGACUCUACAUGUACAUCGUGGUGAGCACACGCUCAUCGAGGCACCGAGCGGUGCUGGCAAGAGCGCCUUGGUGCGAGCGCUCCGCGGUAACUGGUAG